Molecule: messenger RNA, 2111 nt
Organism: Zingiber officinale
Lineage: Eukaryota; Viridiplantae; Streptophyta; Magnoliopsida; Zingiberales; Zingiberaceae
Product: long chain base biosynthesis protein 1b-like
Exons: 14
Coding region: 302-1741 (479 amino acids)
Biological process (GO): ceramide biosynthetic process; sphingosine biosynthetic process
Cellular component (GO): endoplasmic reticulum
Molecular function (GO): serine C-palmitoyltransferase activity; pyridoxal phosphate binding
Source: RefSeq, a predicted model, not a curated record
CGCUACUCACCGCUCCUCUUGUCGUCGUCGUCGAGAUCUUCGAAGACUUCCUUUCCUCUCCCGAUAUCUCCCAUUUGAAUCCACGAUUUUCCAUAGAUUCCGAGCCAUCUGAAGUCUUCCGUUGGAGAUUCGAAAGAAGACGCCGGUUUCUCUGCAUUCGGACUAGGGCUGGAGCUGGAGCGUCGCGGUGCGUUGGAAAGAUUCGUAGAGGGCAGGAAGAAUUCGUAGAUACAAGAUUGUUCGAUUGGAUCCGUGAGUUUUCUUUCAUACUUUGCCUUCUUUCAGUCUGAAGGUGGAGGUUAUGGCUUCGGCUAUUGUGAACGCGACCACGGCAGUAGUUGAAUGGGCUUCUAUGGCUUUCGAUGCUCCGUUUGCUGACGCUGUCGUGUUUGGGGUUCAUGUAGAUGGACACCUUGUUGUUGAAGUGCUACUUAUUGCUGUGAUACUGUUCCAACUCACUAGAAAAAGUUAUAAACCUCCGAAGAAGCCACUUAGUGAAAAGGAAAUCGAUGACCUUUGUGAAGAAUGGGUUCCUGAACCCCUUCAUCCACCUAUCACCGAGGAGAUGAAAGUUGAGCCUCCGACUUUAGAAAGUGCUGCUGGGCCGCAUACUGUAAUUGAUGGAAAGGAAGUUGUGAACUUUGCUUCUUCUAAUUAUCUAGGAUUAAUAGGCAAUGAAACAAUAAUCGAUUCAUGUGUUGCUUCCUUAGAGAAAUAUGGUGUCGGUUCUUGUGGUCCCCGUGGCUUCUAUGGAACAAUAGAUGUCCACCUUGAUUGUGAGAAGAGAAUUGCGAAGUUCAUGGGUACUCCAGAUUCAAUCCUAUACUCAUAUGGCAUCUCAACCAUUUUCAGUGUUAUUCCAGCAUUUUGUAAGAAAGGAGAUAUCAUUGUUGUAGAUGAGGGUGUUCAUUGGGGAGUGCAAAAUGGUCUUUAUCUCUCCAGAAGUAAUGUUGUUUACUUCAAGCACAAUGAUAUGGCGUCAUUGGAGAGCACUUUGGAGAAAUUGGCUCAUGGUAAUAAGCAAGCAGAAAAGGUCAGACGCUACAUUGUUGUUGAAGCAUUGUAUCAGAAUUCAGGUCAAAUUGCCCCAUUGAAUGAUAUUGUGCGAUUAAAGGAGAAAUACCGCUUUCGGAUAAUAUUGGAAGAAAGUCAUUCUUUUGGUGUACUUGGAAACACUGGGAGAGGUCUUGCCGAGCUUUAUGGAGUUCCAAUUGAGAAGAUUGAUAUAAUAACCGCUGGUAUGGGAAAUGCAUUGGCAACCGAUGGGGGCUUUUGCACUGGAAAUGCCAGAGUAGUUGAUCACCAACGUUUGAGUAGCUCGGGGUAUGUAUUUUCCGCGUCUUUACCACCGUAUCUUGCAAGCGCUGCUGUUGCUGCAGUGAAUUACUUGGAGGAUAAUCCAUCUGUCCUCAUGACAUUGAGAAGGAACAUUCAUCUACUUUGGGAAGGCUUGUCUGAUGUACCAGGAUUGAUGAUUGUAAGUGAUCCAUUGUCGCCAAUUGUCUUCCUAAAACUGAAAAAUUCUACAGGAUCGCUGAAAAAUGAUUUGGAACUCCUUAACAAAAUUGCCGAAAGGGUACUAAAGGAAGAUUCUGUUUUCAUUGUGAGCACAAAAAGGUCCGUUCUUGAUAAGUGCCGCCUUCCGGUAGGCAUUCGCGUGUUCGUUUCAGCAGGUCACACUGAAUCUGACAUCAAGAAAGUGUCUGAGUCAUUGAGAAGAGUUGCAACCGAGAAUUUGUGAAAAAUGGUUCGAAACUUUGAUCUAUAAAUCUCUUAUUUUUCCUACUACUGUGUUUCAAUGGAGAAGAUGAGGGGAAAAAUGUAAUGGUGUUUUUGUUGAAUAUGGACCAAAAGAGUAGAUCAAACUUGUGCAUAUCUUCGGACCAAAUCAACUUCCCUUGGACAUGAAAACUUGUGGACUGUGACACUUCGCUCCAUAAACUUUCGACUGAGAGAUAUGCCCAGCAGAGUUCUGAAUGUCAUUCUGGUAACCCUGUAACAAAGUAGUCAACUGGAUUACAUUUAAAUGAUUGAGAUGGAUAAUUUCUUUGGAAAGGCUUGUUGAUGCCAUUUGUAUUGCUUUAAGAAUGAUUUAUCAUUUGUUGCUGUUU